Molecule: messenger RNA, 5147 nt
Organism: Hyla sarda
Lineage: Eukaryota; Metazoa; Chordata; Amphibia; Anura; Hylidae
Gene: ANLN
Product: anillin, actin binding protein
Exons: 24
Coding region: 264-3569 (1101 amino acids)
Biological process (GO): septin ring organization; actomyosin contractile ring assembly; mitotic cytokinesis
Cellular component (GO): actomyosin contractile ring
Source: RefSeq, a predicted model, not a curated record
UCUACCGGAGGAGCCUCUGUGAGGUGAGCUGCGCUCCACUGAUAAACAUCCGGCCCCGCCCAGCACACCACGUGAGCUAGUGGAAGCCUCAGUACAUUCCAGAAACCGACCAAUGGGAGCCUCCCCACCCAUCCCUGUGUCAUGUGACCGGCCAGGGGGAGGCGCGGCGGGCGAAAUUCAAAAUUUUGAACCGUUCGCGCGAGCUGUUAGUGAGAGAGAAGAGGAGAUAGUGACAGAUCGCCCGCAGCUCCUCCGCCGCAGACAUGGACCCGUUCACUGAGAAACUGCUUGAAAGGACGAGAGCCAGAAGAGAAAAUCUUCAGAAAAAAAUGGCUGACAGGCCGACAGCUGGUGCCCGGUCAAUAGCUCUAACCAAAAGACCAAGAGAACCCCUUACAGAGACAAAUCAUCAGCCCCCCGCGUUGGCUGAAGAAGCUAAACCUUACUCAAAGCCAUCACCAUCCAAAAGACGCUGUUCUGAUAACAUUGAACCGCAAAAAUCAGAGGUAGAAAACAAAGAGCCAAAAAGCCCAGAGAAAGCUGAGAUUCCCUCACACACGCAAGUAAGAGCUACAUCUCCGUCUCCUCCAAGACCUACUCUCUCAAAAAAAGAAGAGCCAAGCAUCAACGCUGAGGAUGCAGACUGUGUAAAUUCUGUGAAGUCCCGUAUGCAGAAGUUGGCACAACAGAGAAGAUAUUGGGGAUGUGAUGGUAGUCCUCAAGAAUCUCCAAACUCCAGUCCUCCUAAAGAAAUUGUCCCUUCCCCUCCAAAGCCACAGGCUCCUACUGUCAGUUUUGACACUCCUUCAGGCCGACGUGGUCGUUUAGCAAACCUUGCUGCAACAAUUAGUUCUUGGGAGGAUGACCUAAGUCAUCCAUGUGUUAAACCAAACAAUACACAAGAAAAGCCUGGUACCGCUUGUUUAUCAAAAGUGUCCACUGCCAGUUCAGCAUCUGCCAGCAUCAAUGGUCGCAGUGUGAGGCAGGAAGCGGUCUCUGGUUCUCAGAGUGUCCCUGUGAAUAAAUCUGCAGUCUCCAGCACAUUGCAGACAAAACCUACAGAGGCCAAAUCCACAAAUUCUAGUAUAGCCUCCUCAACUACGACAGAAAAAUCUAAGUUUUUGGAGGCUAAACCAUCAGGCUUUAGCUCUUCGAAGCCAGAAGAAAAGGAUUUACCCACAGCUCAGACUAUAAAAACAUUGUCAGCCAAAGUAUCUACCCCACAAAAAACAACUUCGAAGGUGUUUUCAAUUCAGCAUGUGGUCCAGAGUGAAGAAACUAGUAGAACUGCACAACCAAAGGACAGGAUUACUACACCAGGUGGACCUGGCGUAAAAUCCUUCCUGGAGCGUUUUGGAGAGAAGUGUCACGAACGCAGUCCUGCACCUACAAAUCUUGCUGUAAAGUCUGCAGCAUUGACUCCGAAUACAAAAAGUAUCCAAGAAAGACUGCUGAAGCAAAAGGAUAUAUCCAGUACAGCUAACUUAGCACAACAACAGAAACAGGAACGUGAGAAAGAACUUGCAGCUCUUCGAAGCAGGUUUGAUAAAGGCAAAGUGUGGAAUGCAGACAAAGAUACGACUAAAACGAAACAGCAGGAGACUCAACGGGAAACUCAGAUUCAUCCUGCAACCUGUAGCAAACCACCCAAGCCAGAUGUAACUUAUCAUUCUGUAGUUGAGAGGUUCCCUGUUACAGAAGAGAAAAGAAAUACAGUGCAACGUACAAUGGCUGAGCAUCUACGUAGUCCUGGGAAAACUAUACAGCCACCGUCUGUGGAGAAACCUGCACCACUUACAGAAGGGCAAGUUAAUGGAAAGAAAGUUGAAAUGGCAGAUGAGGUUGAAAUGAGUGUGGAUGGUGAUAUUGAUGAGAUAAACAGUUCGGAAGUGAUCACAAACAUAUUCAGUGAUGCUCUUGAAGAUGAGGAUGAUGAAAACUUUGCAGAAAGUUCUUCACAGCAAGUGGAAAAAGUCUGUGAUGGCGAAAGUGAUGGAGAAGAUCCUCUUAACAUUUCCUCUAUGUCUUUGCUUGCUCCUUUAGCAGAGACUGUUGGAGUUGGAAGCCCAGAAGCUCUACUCUCCAGCACAAUAGGAGAUAGUAGUAAUGUUUGUAACAGCCCAAAAUCUGUUAAGUUCCAAAAUGUCAGAGAAGAUGCUGCUGAGUCCCAGGAGAGUGUUUCAUCUGAAGAGGAAACCAGAAAUCUUCUUUAUAGCAUUGAUGCAUACAGAUCACAAAGAUUCAAGGAGUCAGAUCGCCCUCAAGUAAUGCAAAAAAUUGUCCGUAAAGAAGAUGUAUCUUCUCGAAUUGAGGACAAAAGGCAUGGAUCUCCACGAGCUCUUAAUAUCAAACAAAAAAUGAAGAUGCUGAACAAUGAGAUCAGCCUGCAGCAAACAGUGAUUCAUCAAGCCAGCCAGGCUCUGAACUGCUGCGUAGAUGAAGAUCAUGGAAGAGGAACCCAAACAGAAGCAGAGGCUGAGCGUUUGCUGCUGGUAGCAACUGAAAAAAGAGUUGCCUUGCUUGCUGAGAUAAAUAAACUGAAGAGUGAAGGACCUCAGAAGAAACCCACUUCCCAUGCCAAUGAUGCCACUCCAUCAAGAGGCCUUGUGUCUGUUUCCGAAAUAUUCCUGCCCCUUAAAGCAGACUUUGUAUGCAGCACCUCUCAGAGACCAGAGUCAGCAAACUACUAUUUCUUCAUAAUUCUCAGAUCCGGUGCAGAAAACAUGGUGGCUACUCCUCUUGCAAGUAUUUCCAGUUCAAUGAAAGGAGAUGCUUUGGCCUACCCAACUAUAUUUACUCUUGAAGAUGUCUCCAAUGACUUCCAUGUCUACAUAGAUGUCUACAGCUUGGCCCAAAGAAAAGAAGUUCCCACAUCAGAUAAGAAGAAAAAGGCUAUGAAAACGAAGGCAAUUACUCCAAAGAGGCUUUUGACGUCAAUAACAAAGAGCAAUAUUCAUACACCAGCCUUGGCUAGCCCAGGAGGCCCUAAUGCGGUCCGCACCAGUAACUUUGUUCUGGUUGGGACUCACAAGCUUUCUCUGUCUUCAAUUGGAAGCAACAAAUUUCAUUUAGAUAAGGUUCCAUUUUUGUCUCCAUUGGAAGGUCACAUUUGUCUUAAACUCAAAUGUCAAGUAAAUUCAUUUGUGGAAGAGAGGGGCUUCUUGACUAUGUUUGAAGAUGUAAGUGGUUUUGGGGCUUGGCACCGACGUUGGUGUGUACUUUCUGGUUACUGCAUCUCAUACUGGACAUACCCAGAUGAUGAAAAAAGAAAGAAUCCAAUUGGAAGAAUAAAUCUUGCAAACUGCACAAGCAAAAAGAUAGAGCCAGCCAAUCGAGAAUUUUGUGCCAGGCCCAAUACGUUUGAACUAAUUACUGUCCGUCCACAAAGAGAAGGGGACCAAGAAACACUAGUCAGUCAAUGCAAGGACACGCUCUGUGUCACAAAGAACUGGCUGUCAGCAGACACUAAGGAAGAGCGGAAUCUUUGGAUGCAAAAAUUAAACCAAGUCAUUUUGGAUCUGCGCAUGUGGCAGCCAGAUGCCUGUUAUAGGCCAGCUAACAAGACUUAGAGAAUUUUUACUCUAAGUGCCAUUUAUUGUACAGCACAUUCCUUUCUCUGAGUGUUGUCCUUUACUGCAGACAUAUAUAUGUGUUAUGCCACUGGCUGCAUGUUUUCCUUCAAACUCCAGCAAAGAAAUCUUAUUUAUUAACCUCAUUGAUUACACUAGGACCACGUUGUGGUAGAAGUCAUGAGCAGGAGGUGGUUAUACAAUGUGAGCCUCAGAUGAAUAGAGCUUAUGUUCUUACAUUUGUUUUUAGUUCGUUUUUUUUUUUUUUUUAUUGGGUUGGUAAUGGGAAUGUGCCUUUUGGGAGAGCUUUAAGUUUCUGCUAUAUUAUGUGCAAUAUAAAACUCAGUGUUGGGACUUUGAUGAUGAGCACAAUUUUAAUAGAAAUGUUUGCUUUCAAUAUUGCAAAACUGCUGUCCUCUUUAUGAAAGUGGGUCAAACUACACUGAGCUAGGUUUUCUUUUAACCCUUUAUGUACACUUGCUUGGGUUGCUAUGACCCCAUGUAUAUCCAACAAUUUUCUUUGUUUUCCUUCCACAACGUAUUUGUUUUGAACAUGGUACGUAAUUGCAUACUCAUCUGUCUAAUCAUAAUCAGACUCAAAUAGUCUGCAUAUAAUUUGUUGCCAUCUAUAGAGCUUAGGAUUGUCAGGAAACAAACCUGACAUCGAUGUAAGGAUAUAUUUUUUUUCUUUAAGUCAGCUAAGCAAAGAAAAGUAGAUUGUAAGCCGGGAGCAAGAGGAACAAAUGGGAUCCCCACAGUAUUUUAACGUCUUGAUUUUAAAAGGCUGCUAUAUUGCCAGCUAUGUGCAUUACUAGGUAAAUAUUUUACUCUUAUAGGGAAUAUGCUUCAUUUGUAUCUCCUGCAGUAGAUCUAAGCUGUUUAAGCAACAGUUACACACAGUAGGAGCAAUAGGCAAAUUACCAGUUUUUGUUUAUAGUGAAAAUAAAAUAGUUGUGAACUAAUAGAAACAUGCAAUUUCACACAUCCUUCAACUCAUUGCCUCUUAAACUAGUCAUGCUGUCCUCCGGCAAACUGUGUAGCCAGAGGUCGCUAACCACCAAUAUCUACCUGCUUAAUGUCACAGUAUUCCUGGGGUGGAAGCAAGGCAAAUUAGAAACAAAAAUGUUAGCUUUUUUUUAGAUACUCAGGAGAAGUGAAACAAAAUGUAAAAAGUCUUGAAUUUUAGCAUUUUAUAUAUAAAAAGUAUUGAGGUAUAAGUUCUCUCACUGUCUUGGUGAAAGAGUUGGGUAUUCUUAUUUGAUCACUAUUUUGUAUGUUAUUGGAUUGUUGCAGUCAUGUUAGAUUUAUACUCUUACCAUUUAUAAAAAUCCUGCUUUGUAUUAAUGCACGGAUAAACACUAACAGCUUUUCUAUGAUUCUUUACCCCACAUACACAUUUCAUUGUGUUGUCUGUUUUUCUUUUGUAUCUGUCUCACUUUGUGUGUCUUUUUAUCAUAAAAUGUACAAAGAUGUAUGGGAUUCUGUCAUUGCAAAAUAAAAUUUGUAUAUAUGUAUUUAACAGGUUUUACUGUUCUUCACUGGGGAUUCAAACAUUAAAAACCUGCAAAACUGACUGCA